AUGGUAGCAGUCGUCGUUGCUAUGGUUGUACCAGUUGCAGGCGUCGUCUGGUUUGCUUCCGGUGCUGUGACUAUUGAAGUUGCUGCGACUGUCACUGUCGGUGAGAGUGUAGUUGCACUUGGUGCUGUUGUUGCGAUCGUUGGUGGUAUGGUUGCAGGUGUUGUAACUACAGUAACGUUUACCGGAGCUGUAGUUGCAGUUGCAGUGACAACAGGAAGUACAGUUGCAUUUGUCACUGUUACGUUAGCUGGUGCUGUUGUAACCGCAUUUGUUGCAGCUGUUACAGUUGCAGGCGUUGUGAAUGUGGCUGCAUUCGUAACUGUUGUUGCAAUCCCCGGUGGUGUUGUUGCAGUUGUUGCCGCAACACUUGCAUUUCCUAAUGGUACUGUUGUUGCAGCGACUGUAACAACUGUCACAUUGGCUGGUGCUACGACAGUAACAGCAUUUGUUGCAGCUGUCAUAGCUACAGUUGAUAUUGUUGCUGGUGCAGCAGUCACAUUCACUGGGAUUCCUACUGUAGUUGUUGCAGCCACUGUCACAUUUAUCAUGGGGAUCGCAGUGGCAGUUGGUGGUGUCGGUGUAGAAGUUGCAACCGAAGUUGUAGUAGCUGGUGAAAAGGUCACACUAGUGGGUAAGGCUGUCGCUGUAACUGGAGGGACACCGGUUGUUAUUAUUGUGGGCACUGGCGUUAGCGUCGCAUUAGUGACAGCAGUUGUGGCUGCAAUGGUGCCUGUGAUCGUCACAUUUUCUACUUCUGCAAUGGUAGGUAGGAUUGUUGGUGGCAUUAUCGUAGUUGUAGAAACAGGGGUCGAUAAGACGGUGAUGGUGGUUCCGCCAUUGGGCGCGGUAGCAGCGGUAGCCAUUGUUGCAUUGGUUAUGGCUACAGUUGCAAUCCCUACAGGAGUCGUAAUGGGCGGUAUUACGGUAGCGUUGGUUACGGUAGUAGCAGCGCUUCUUGUUGUGGUAGUGAUAAGCGUUGUACCUGUCCUCGGUACAGCUGUUGUUACUAUAGCUGUCCCAGUAGUUAUCGCAGGUCCUGCAGUGGUAGCGGUUACAACCCCUAUGCCAGUAGUUGGGGCAGUUCCUGCUCUUGUGACUUCAACAUCUGUGCUGGUGGUGGUUGAUGUUUGUCUAUUAGUAGCAGUCUGA
Messenger RNA from Cylicostephanus goldi, 1149 nucleotides. NCBI's taxonomy places the organism in Eukaryota, Metazoa, Nematoda, Chromadorea, Rhabditida, Strongylidae. The record is from the annotation of a GenBank genome assembly.